Molecule: messenger RNA, 2890 nt
Organism: Triticum aestivum (bread wheat)
Lineage: Eukaryota; Viridiplantae; Streptophyta; Magnoliopsida; Poales; Poaceae
Exons: 5
Coding region: 110-913 (267 amino acids)
Source: RefSeq, a predicted model, not a curated record
GGGGGGCGCGCGUAACCUCGCCGCCCCCUUUGCUCCGCCGCGCCGUAGAGAGUUCUGCUAGAUUUGCGGCUGCUCGAGCCAGGAAAGCCCAAGAACAACGCACACGGAGAUGAGCUUAGCGCUUCUAGGGGGCUACUCCUCCGCCGAGGACGACGACCCCGCCGCCGGCGCCGGCGCCGAGCUGAGCGACUCCGGCGACUCAUCAGCCGAAGAGGCCGGAUCUGACGGAGACGAGAAGUCCGCUCCAUCGAAGCCGGCUGCGAAGCCCCGCCCCCGCGUAAACCCUAGCCCCGGAGAUGGGGACUCCUCGCUGCCCUCGGCGCUAGAUGUCUUCGCCGAGAUCUCCGGGCCCCCGGCUUUCCUCAACCGCAGGGUGGCCCAGCCCGAGGAGGUCGGGGAGGCGCUCGGCGUGCUCGAUCACCGCUCCGACUCCAAGAGGAGAAAGCCGCCACCUCCCGGUGCGGUUGUGGCGGCGAAACCACAGAUGGUUGCCAUCCGUGAACGAGUUAGCAGUGACGUGAAGAAUGGUGCCAAUCCUCCAGUUGCUGUUGUGUCGGCGAAACCACAGUUGGUUGCUGGUCAUGAACGAGUUACCAGUGACACGAAGAAUGGUGCCAAUCCUCCAGGUUCAGUUGAAGGAAAGAGAAAAAUAGGGGCUGCAAAUCCUGGUCCAGAAGAUGCUGCCGAGCUUCUAAGAAUGUGCCUCCAGUGUGGUAUACCAAAGACCUAUUCACACGCGCAAGGAAUGGUAUGCCCUGUUUGCAACGACAGACCGGUGCAGGCAAAAGAGCCGGAGAAGAAGAAGGGUUCUGCUGUCAAAGACAAGGAGAAAGUGAAGAGGAUGAGAGGGCAGUCGUCACAUGCAUCUUGGAAGAGUGAAACUGAGAUGGCUCUGCGGCAACAAUUCGACUGACGGGUGUCACCGGGAGUGCUGGUGCACUCAGUCUGUACACUAGGUAGAAUCGAAUCUCUUUGCUUGUUCCAUUGCGUCGCGUGGCUUCCAGAUUGCCAUCGUUUUGUUUCUUGUAUUUGCAGCUCUCUGACAUGCACGGAUUAAGUUUCGCAAGCUGUAUACGUUAAAAUGUUUUCCAGCCCAGCCAUGUUUCGAGUAAGUUACUCAGGGCCCCUUUGCUUCAGGGACAUUUUCCUGUGCCCAUCAGUAACUGGAUGACCUAUGAGAUUCCCAUGAGAUUUUUGCGUAUCAUAGAAGAAUCCCUGAAUACUGAACUGGUUGUGCUUCCUGCUGUUAUUUGCAUUGGUGACAUGGAAAUCUUAGCCCAUGGUCCGAAAUUCGCUUUGCAUUCUUGCUAAUCAUAGAAGCCUCCAGUGUGGAGGCAAUUAUGUCUAGUAAUGUGGCGGCAUGUGGCAUAACAUGGCCAACAUGGGAGCAACCCACGGAGAUGAACAGAUCCAGUCCUGCCGCGAUCCUGAUCGUAUUAUCAGUACUACUACAUUUGUGCAGCUUACCACUAACCUGUCUUGUGGGAUUCCCUUGGGACACGUUCAUGGUCUCCAAUGCUUAUGCCUUUAUUUGUUCUUGUCCAAGUUGGGUCCAUCAUACGUACGUAUUUGUCAUGCUAACUGGCUUGAAAUUCCACAAUGUAUGGAUCGGUUCUGGGCCUCAAGGUGAACCCCGUUUGCAGACAUUUCACGGUCUCUAGAUCUUCAGCUUUAAGACCUUCUGCCAUGAUACUUACUUGUGAUCGGAUCUCAAGGCUAUUCCAUCGUUCUUUCGAAUUCAGUAUGAGAACAGUAGGCAGAUAUUUGGAACGAGCAACUGCGGAGGGCGGGUGGCACGGCCCUGUCUGUCCUCUGUCGGCCAUGAUGCGUCCAUUGAAUAAUGCAGGGUUAAUUCAGACGAGCAGGGACAAAACUGCGCAGUUUUUAAAAGCUUUCCGGAUCGGAUCGACGCCACGGUGGCACACGGUGCCAGCCAAGGCCCCACGCGGCCUCAUCACCCACUUCCAUUUUAUACCAUCCACUCCCCCCAGCAAUCUCACACAUCCCCACACGAACGAUCAAACUCGGAUCCGUCCGCCAGCCAUGGCUCGGCUCGCCGCCCUCCUCCUCGCCUUCGCCGUCGCCGUCUCCGCCACCACGCUGGCCCACGGCCGCGACCUCCCGACCCAGAUCAAGCUGACCAAGGGCGGCGGCGCGGUGGGCGGCGACAGCCAGGAGUGCGUGUACACGGUGUACGUGCGGACGGGGUCGAUCUGGAAGGCCGGGACGGACGCCAACAUCACUCUGGAGCUCUACACGGCGGGCAACGCCGACGGCGUGGCCAUCUCGGACCUGCCGUCGUGGGGCGGGCUCAUGUGGGGGGGCCACUCCUACUUCGAGCGCGGCAACCUGGACAUCUUCAGCGGGCGCGGGCCGUGCAUGGCCACCGCGCCCUGCCGGAUGAGGGUCUCCUCCGACGGCACCGGCGCGCACCACGGCUGGUACUGCAACUACGUGGAGGUCACCGUCACCGGCCCACACCGCGGCUGCGCGCAGCAGCUCUUCACCGUCGAGCAGUGGCUCGCCACCGACGCCGCGCCCUACAAGCUCGAGGCCGUCGUCGACCGCUGCCCCGCCGAUGGCGCCGCCGCCUCGGAGUAAGACCGAGUACGCCGGCCUCACACUGUGUGGUGGUAGCAAUAAGCUGCGGGGCCGUGCGUGCCGGCCCCGUGAUCCGCGUGCGCCGCGCCGGAGAUGUACUACUAUAUGAGUUCGUGCUGCUGGUGGCGAAAUAAUCGGGGACCUGAUUUGUACUGUGUGCCAUUAGUGGGAGUUGUGAUUAGUUGCGGUGGCUGUUUUGUACGUUGAUGGUGUCAAUAUGGCAUCUUCAUUUGUGUGUAUCUUUGUCCAUGUUUUCAUGCGGUGAAUGUAGAUUCAGUUCCAAGCUCUA